UUGAAUGAUUCCGCUCCCAUAGUUAACAUAGCUGGCCUCUCAACUUUUACUUAUCUCUCUCUCUUGCUUCCUUUCCACAUCUCUUACCUGUGAAACUUUCAGCUCUUUUUGGAUUGCUUGUAAAAAAAAAAAAAAAGAAAUCAGAAACAUUUGAGGAAGGCUUGAGGCCGCCACCCACGGAGAAGCUCUGCAUGUAUGUGGUUCACCUCUCACUGAUUGAUCUGUUUCUCUGGAUUGAGUGCUGCCUGCCCUGGCUGUGCAGCUGCUUCCCUCUCACACAGGAGUGAGUGCUGAGGACUUGUGUUCUGCCGUGGUUUAAUAAGUAAAAGGAAAAAGGAGUCACCAUGCUGCGAGAAGCUGUAUCAAACAUUUUAAAAUUCCAAACAUUUUUGGAAUCGAGAAUUGAUGUCCGAAUCAUAAACUACCCACUGAUGGAUGGUCCCGUAAAGAUGGCCGCCAUCCUGAUAGCCUAUGUCAUCUUCUCAAAGUACAUUGGACCUCGCCUGAUGGCAAACCGUAAACCAUUCCAUCUCAACUCAGCCAUGAUAGUCUACAACCUCAGCAUGGUUUUACUUAACGCAUUCGUGGUGUACGAGUUCCUGAUGGCUGGAUGGGGCACCACUUACACGUGGAGAUGUGACCUUUGUGAAUUAGGAACCAGCCCAGAGACUUUACGGAUGGUUCGAGUGAGCUGGUUGUUUUAUAUUUCAAAAUAUGUCGAACUUCUUGACACAGUGUUCUUUGUGCUGAGGAAGAAGCAAAGCCAGAUCACAUUUCUCCACGUGUUCCAUCACUCCUUCAUGCCCUUUACGUGGUGGUGGGGUGUCACCCUGACUCCUGCUGGAGGAAUGGGCACCCUCCAUGCCUUGGUGAAUGCAGCCGUCCAUGUCAUCAUGUACUUCUAUUACCUACUCUCUGCUGCUGGACCUCGCUUCCAGAAAUACCUGUGGUGGAAGAAGUACAUGACCGCCAUUCAGCUUAUACAGUUUGUUGUGGUCUCCAUCCACAUCAGCCAAUACUACUUCAUGGAAACGUGUGACUACCAGGUUCCCAUGUGGAUCCACCUGAUUUGGAUGUAUGGCGUCUUCUUCUUCUUCCUCUUCUCCAACUUUUGGAUCCAGGCCUACAUUAAGGGAAAGCGGCUUCCCGUCGUGGAGGACAAGCCCAAGCAGAACGGCUCGACCAGUGAAGCUGUCUCUGUGGUGGCCAAUGGGAAACACCUGGAGAAUGGGAAUGCGCACCACCAUACCAACGGCAAAACCUUCCUGGGCAAAGUAAAGGAAAUCUGACUUGGGGACUCUGGAGAGGCUCUAUAGAGCUACCUUGGAAAUGUCAUUCGUAUCUAGUAGCUUAUUGAAACGGCACAGAUUUAGAUAGGUCACUUCUAAACUGCAUAAUUUCUUUAUAAAUCUACUUUUCUUAUGCACACUUGUUGGGAUGUGUUUUGGUGGUGAUCUCCGCUUGCCACAAUGUUUGUUAGUCGUUGUGAAAACUAUUAACUGUGAUGAACACUGUAUGGAAAUUGGUGCUCAUUUUGUCACUCAUAGUAUUCCUCAACUCAGGCUUGACCCACACAAGCCUGAUCCACACUACCGUUUGGCUGGCAUGACCAUUGUUGCACAGUUUCCACUGAAGACCGGCACAUAUAAGCAACUUCUACAGACUUUUUGUCAAAACAAAGCUUUGAUUGUAAAUGUCAUAUAUUAAGUUUUGUUCUGUUUUUAUUUAUCUUUUGAAAUAAAACACUUUUUUAGAUAAAAGUCUGUCAUUUGGAAAGUAGUUAUGAUGUGCACUUUGUAAGAAACAUCCCACACCUCAACUUUAAUAAUUGAGGAAAAUAAAUGUUAUACUGUAUAUUACAGUAUUGAUUUUUUUGCUAAAUUAGGUAGUGACAUAUCCAUUUUCAUAUUAAUCAUGAGUUCUGCAACACUGUAUGGUCUAUUCUCAGCGCACUGUGCGUAAAGUUAAUAGAAAGUACUUUCUUUUGAAUUCGAAUUUAAUCAAACGUGUGCCGUUUCUGAAUAUCACUGCAGAAUGUAUAUAUUGAUUGACCUACCAGUGUUUUUACUGCUGUUCAUUACACAUGUGCACUGAUGACUGUUGAAGGGUGAUCUAGUUUUGAAAGACUGAUUUUAAAAACUUUGUAUCUGAUAUUUGCCACAAUGACAUAGGAGUGGAUGUGUAUCCAGGAGCUGUUUAUAUAUUACAAUCAACCCUCAGUAGAUUAACCUGUUUCUGACUUACGCAGAAAUAAAAUCUCUAAAUAUUUUGUAAUCUUUUGUUUUUCAAAUGUUUCACCAAAGAGGUGAAUAGUCAUAUUUAUA
Messenger RNA from Anarrhichthys ocellatus (wolf-eel), 2324 nucleotides. It is a transcript of the gene elovl1a, whose product is annotated as ELOVL fatty acid elongase 1a. Gene Ontology annotation, molecular function: fatty acid elongase activity. Bases 345 to 1289 code for a protein of 314 amino acids. Gene Ontology annotation, biological process: fatty acid elongation, monounsaturated fatty acid; sphingolipid biosynthetic process; fatty acid elongation, saturated fatty acid. Gene Ontology annotation, cellular component: endoplasmic reticulum; endoplasmic reticulum membrane. The record is from RefSeq and is a predicted model, not a curated record. Lineage: Eukaryota; Metazoa; Chordata; Actinopteri; Perciformes; Anarhichadidae. The transcript has 8 exons.